This is a messenger RNA of Cydia strobilella, 1735 nucleotides long. It is a transcript of the gene ND-B17.2, whose product is annotated as probable NADH dehydrogenase [ubiquinone] 1 alpha subcomplex subunit 12. The record is from RefSeq and is a predicted model, not a curated record. Gene Ontology annotation, biological process: mitochondrial respiratory chain complex I assembly; response to oxidative stress. The transcript is spliced from 5 exons. Gene Ontology annotation, cellular component: membrane. Bases 72 to 503 code for a protein of 143 amino acids. Lineage: Eukaryota; Metazoa; Arthropoda; Insecta; Lepidoptera; Tortricidae.
UAAUCUGUCAAACGUCAAAGUGAAAUACCUAUUUUGCUUUGCUGCAAAACGAAAAUUGAUUUGGCUUAAAAAUGUCCAUUGCAAAGAUAUUUGCACUAGAUAAGGUAGCCAAUUUCUUUAACAUCAUACGCCAAAAUGGAGGCAUUCGGGGUUCCCUGUGGAAACUAUACCGUCAGGACGAACUGAAGGACGGUACCCUCGUAGGUGAAGACAGUUUCGGCAACAAAUACUAUGAGAACCCUCGCUACUUCUAUUCCCGUAAUCGCUGGGUGGAAUACGCUCCCAACUUCCACAUGAACUAUGAUGGUAGUCAGGUCCCCGCUGAAUGGUUCGGCUGGCUGCACUACAAGACCGAUCUUCCCCCACACCAGGACCCCAGCCGCCCUAAAUACGACUGGAUGAUGUAUGGCAACGAGAACCUCUCUGGAACCAAGGGGCAGUACGUACCCUACAGCACCACCAGGCCCAAGGUCGAGGCCUGGGUCCCCAAGUCCAAGGAAUAAACUGUUCAUAACCCGCUCUGACAACAGUCCGAUAGUAAAGAGUAGAAAGAGGGCGCCACUGAGUAAGCAACAUUGGGUAUUCCCAUUAUCGUUCGUUUUUAUAGCAUUAGAAAGAAGGUAAGCGAUCUUGACGUCUUUUUAUUAAAAAUCACUUUUGAAAAAUAAAUAACAGCAAAUAUGUUACAAUUAUAAAUCAUAUACGAUCUUUUACAUUAUUUUGCUUUCAUAAGUAUUAUAAACUAAUUUUUGAAAAGCGUUUGUCAAUAUUCUUCAAUAAAAAGACACAUCAAAAUUGUUUACCUUUUUUCUACUGCUAAAAAAAACGAGCUAUAGCGCCUGCACCUACUUAUGGGAACCCACCAUUUGCGACGUUUUCAACUAAAAGGUACCACAUUGUCGGUUGUCGAUAAGGUUGAUUCCAAAUUGAAGCUAUAUAAAAAUAGCGCCUUAUUGACAACCGACAAUAAGUACCCUUUUGGUGUAAAAUGGCACAUUUUUUUAAUGCUGUCAGGUUAGGUAGAGGAGUUACAGCAGAAAAUCGAAUCAAACUCCGUAACCCAAGUGUACCCAUGUGGGUGAAGUGGGUACAGUGGGCGCUAAUGGGUUUUUAUGGACAUUCAUAUGUAAGUAUAUUCAUAUAUACUUUAUCCCAUAUGUCAGUAGUAAAAGGCAGAAAUUCACAUUUACUAUGGGAGGACAGUCGCCAUCAGAUAUAUCGGAGCGGCCAAGGUGCUCACAAAUAUCCGAACAUGCCUCUAUUGUCAAGGCGCUAGGUGUGUGUUCAGAUAUUUUUGAGCACCUCGGCCGCGCCGAUAUAUCUGAUGGCGACUGGACAACAAUUUUCAUCGCGCCUACAUUUUUUAAAUUUGCCGCCUUUCUAAUGACGGAAACGGCUUGCCAAAUUAUAGUUGCGAACACCAAAUAUUGAUAUGUCCAUCUCACUCUGCCACAUAAGUGCGUCUUGUAUGUAUUUGACAAUCUGGUGUCACCAGCACUUAUCUUUAAUUUCUACCAUUUCUACUAUUUACCAUCGAACUGUACCUACAUAUACAUGUUCAAUCAUCUAUUUUAGUAAUUUAAUAACCUAUAAGUAAAUGAAAUUAUAGGUUAUAAGGUGCACUGAAAUAAAGGUAAAUCGUAUGAUUUGUUGAUUCAGCUAAUAUCUUUGAAAUACAACAGGCAGUUGUUACAUUUUAGUUUUAAGUAGAAAAUGGAAUAAAUAUUUAUACGAG